AUGUCCUCAUUUCAAGCUCUCCGAGCCCAGUAUGCCUCACUACUGAAGCGGUUUCUAACCUCGACCAAAGAUUUCGAGGUGUUAACAACCAUCCCACCUGACCACUCCGCAGAAUCAGAGACCCUCUAUGUCUUAGAUUCGUCCUUUAAUCCCCCCACCCGCGCCCACCUCCGCAUUGCCAGCACGGCACUUCUGGAAAAUCCUAAGCCCCGCCCUCGCCUGCUCCUUCUUCUCGCUACCCAGAAUGCAGACAAGCCAUCUAAGCCAGCCUCCUUCGAGGAUCGGCUCGUGAUGAUGGAGCUGUUCGCUCGGGAUCUCCGCACCCAUCUCGAAUCAGCACCGGCCUUCUCCGGCUCGGGCUUCACACACGGCAUCGAAACUCUCCCCUUGAUCGAUAUUGGCGUCACAAAAAAGCCCUAUUUUAUCGACAAGGCGGCUUCUAUCGAGGCAUCGGAUUCUUACCCAAUGCCGCUGGAGCAGGUCCAUCUUACCGGAUACGAUACUUUGAUCCGUAUCUUCGAUUCCAAGUACUAUCCGCCUGAACAUACCUUGAAGCCUUUGGAACCAUUCUUGUCCAAGCACCGGCUGCGUGUGACUAUGCGGCCGAGCGAUGAGUGGGGUGGGAGAGAGGAGCAGCUUGAAUAUCUGGCGGCCCUUGCUAGAGGUGUCCGAGAUGGCGAGGGCGCGCGUAGGGAAUGGGCUGAACGGAUCCAGCUUGUCAAUGGUCGUGCCCCUACUGACAAGCCGGUGAGUUCAACUAGAGCCCGGGAGGCGUUACAAUCGGCUCCCCAGGACCUAGACUGGCUGGUUCCUGAACAGGUUCGGCAGUUCCUCCUGUCCGAACACCCGUAUUCUGGAAACCCCAAAGCGUAG
Molecule: messenger RNA, 873 nt
Organism: Penicillium griseofulvum
Lineage: Eukaryota; Fungi; Ascomycota; Eurotiomycetes; Eurotiales; Aspergillaceae
Product: Cytidylyltransferase
Exons: 1
Coding region: 1-873 (290 amino acids)
Cellular component (GO): nucleus; cytoplasm
Molecular function (GO): nicotinamide-nucleotide adenylyltransferase activity; ATP hydrolysis activity
Source: RefSeq, a predicted model, not a curated record